UCCAGGUCUUCAUCCAUGAGUGUCACAGACAGGGAGCCGUUGAAAGGUACUCCAGUGACCGCAAGGAUCGCUGCACGCCAUAACAACCGGCUCGGGGCUGUGUACUCAUCUCUGUAUGCCUUCUGGUCGACUCGGCAUGCAGUAGCGAAUGGCACCACGAGCCGCCGAGAUGCUUACAGCGUCAUUCUAUUCAACAGUGGUCAGCGACAGAUCCUCACGAAUGACUUUUUACAAGUACACCAGAGCAGUUGCUCGACCUUGUUCUAUCUUAUGGAGCAGAUACCGGUACCAAUUACACAGUCGCUCUUCAGGCUACGCAGUCUGUGAUGGAACACAACUGGAGUACUGAGAGGUACGCUCGGUCAAGCA
Messenger RNA from Phanerochaete carnosa HHB-10118-sp, 369 nucleotides. RefSeq lists its product as uncharacterized. Lineage: Eukaryota; Fungi; Basidiomycota; Agaricomycetes; Polyporales; Phanerochaetaceae. Bases 16 to 327 code for a protein of 103 amino acids. The transcript has a single exon. The record is from RefSeq and is a predicted model, not a curated record.